GUAUGUUGUCGAGCAGCAAGGAGCGUCACCGGCUGGAGGAGCAGGAGCUGCUCCGCAAGAGACUCAAUCCACAAAAGAAGAAGAGAACAACAAGGACGACCAGUAAACAACAACAAGUAAACAACAACAGGGAGUAAGGAAGAAGCAGUGACCCGGAUGAGGCCGUGAAGCUGCGGAUCACUUUGUUUUCUUCACACAGACUCAAACAGCUGCUCCAGCUGCCAGUCAACCUGGAUCCGGCCCCGCCCCCUCAGCAGGAUGGAGGGAAGCGGCUCGGCAGGAAAUCCCAGCGCUGCCUCGUCUCGCUCACUUCCUGCCCUCGCUGACAAGGCAACGCUGCAACCAGAUGGCCAGGGAUCCGAGUCUGAGGAUGAAGACGAGGAGAGACNCUAUGGAAGUGAUGCUGAUCAGGACGGUGUUUGUGCUGAGAAGAUGAACUGUGUCCUGAUGAUCCAGAGGUUGAAGCAGCAGCAGCUGGUGUGUAGAGACUCUGACUGGACCAUGUUACUGGGAGAGAAACCAGACCAACCAAAUCUCACCAAACAAACAAACCACCAAGAUUCUGGGACAGAGAAGCUGAAAGCAGAAUACUUUCCUGCAACAAAAGAAGUAAACACAGGAGAUUCAACUUUUUCAGAAGAUAAACCAAGUCCAGCUCAACCAGAACCAGAAAAUAUCUCUCCAACUAAACCAGAUCAAACUAAACUAGAUCCUCUUACUGCAGAGCAACAACAAUUGGACAGUUCUCCCCUGAGAGAUAAACUUCCUUUUCCAAAACCACUAACACCAGAUCCUCUUUGUACAGACCAGAUAGAACCAGGAGAUCCUCUUGGACCAAAAAAUGAACAAGAACUAAGUCACUCCCAGGAUUACCCAAACCAGAGGGACCUGUGUCUUCCUGACCAAAAGCCUGAAGAGGUUCCUCUUCCAGCUCCUUCAAAAGAUUUAACUGCUCUCAGUCCAACACUUGAAAAACAAAUCCUGAAGGAGCUCGAGCAGGCUGGUACUUUUGCAGACCUGCAGAACCACGUGUGUCCUCCCACCGAAUCGUUGGCCCUGGCACCGCCGACUCCAUCCCUAACCAUUGAGGAGUUCUGUGACCAAGUAUGGCCCCACCUGGCGGUUUCUUCCACAGGUGAGCCCAAACUCUGUGGGUAUCUGCAGAAGCAGGGGGGGCCGCUGAAGGCCUGGAAGCAGCGCUGGUUCACAUACGAGGAGAAGAAGAACCAGCUCUUCUACUACCGCACGCCGCAGGAUGUGAUGCCGCUCGGCCGGGUGGAGCUCAGCAGUGCCACCUUCACCUACCCGCUGAAGGCAGAGAAGGGCACCUUCCACAUCAAGACACCUGAACGCACCUUUAUACUCAAGGCCGUGACCCAGGAGCUGAUGCUGUACUGGCUGCAGCAGCUGCAGGUGAAGCGCUGGCAGCACAGACAGACCAGCUCUGACCCAACAAACAACAACAACAACACUGCAGAUGACUUCCUGCCGGUGCUGAAGAGUCCGUUGGGUCUGGUGGGGGAGGAGGCGGCCAACCUGACGACACAACGGACGCCGCUCGCGAACAUGUCCAUCAAACAUCCGCUCAUCGAGAUACAAAACUCCGUCCACAGUCUGAGAAAGAGAACGUCUCAGGAGUGGAGCCAGAGUGUGUUUCAUGUUGAAGCGCCGCCGUGGAUUCCCCCAAAUGCUGCAGAAACCAGCAACGCGGCCAGUACACAAGCACCUUCGGCUGCCGGUCCUCCCACCGAGCCACUGGCCCCGCCCCCUGCCCUCCCAUUGGCCGAUCCAGCGGCUCAGGUGUGUCCGGCGGAGGGUAGGGAGUCCCCGUCACUGUUGGACAGUCGCAGCAGGAGGACAAAAGCUCGCAGCACGUCCACCAUGGCGGUCCUCCGCAGAGACACAAGAUCCUCCUCCUCCGAGCGGUCGACCCGUCUGCAGCAGGACAAACAGAUGCUGAUGGAGGAGGUCAAAGCUCAGAAGGAGCUGGUCUGGAUCCUCCACAAAGCUCUGGAGGCGGCUCAGCUGGAGAAGCGAACCUGUGCGGAGUUCUUGGCAGAGGAGGGUGAGCAGAAGCGCCUGGAGCUGCUGCGCCACCGCGAGCGCCAGGCGGCUGACCUGCGGGGCCGUCUGGAGGAGGCCAAGAUGGAGGCAGAGGCGGCGAGGAGCAGCCUGGCUCAGAGAGAUGUACAGCUGGCUGAGCUGCAGGACAACGUCCGGAUGCUGAGGGAGAAGAACAACGCCAAGCAGGAGGUGAUCAUAAAGCUGUCUGAUCAGUUGACCGCCUGUCUGUCCAACCCGCGGCGCUCCGACUCACCGUCCAGCGGCACUCUGGACUCUCAGCCUUCCAAACAGCUUCAGCAGGAGAUGAACAACCUCAAGGACGACAUCGAGGCCUACAAGACUCAGAACAAAUUCCUGAACUCGGAGAUCUACCAGCUGACAAAACUGUGGAGGAAAAGCUCCGAGCAGGAGAAGAGCCUGCUGGUGAAGUGUGCGUACUUGGAGGCUACCAACUGUCAGGUCCAGAGCCAAUACCUGGGCGUCCUGCGGAAGCUGCAGGAGACCAAAUCUCUGGAUCCUGUGCAGCGAGAGGCCGUGCAGAAGAUGAUCGAGGACGCUCUGAGAGGAGAGCUAAAGAGCGAGCUCAGUGCAGACAGGGAUCACGAUGAGUACGGCUUCAAGAUCAUCCCAGACUAUGAGGUGGAGGACAUGCAGCUGCUGGCGAAGAUCCAGGCGCUGGAGAUCCGCUCCCACAAUCUGCUGCACCAGAACGCCGCGGAGCGCCCCCUGCUGAGCCGCUGGGCUCAGUACCUGGCCGGGAGGUCAGAACACGACCUCUGUCCGUCACCGGAGCUCAAAGCUCUGCUGCGAGGAGGCGUCCCUCGGGAGUACCGGCAGAGAGUGUGGCGCUGGGUGGUCCGAGCCAGAACCAGGUCCAUCAGAGAGCACCACCCACAGCGCUACCAGCAGCUGUGUGAGAAGAGCAGGACGUCCCCUCACUCGGCUUCCAGACAGAUCCAGCUGGACCUCCACCGGACCCUGACAACCAACCAGCACUUCUCCUCACCGUCCAGCCCCGUCCUCCAACAGCUCCGCCGCGUCCUAUUGGCCUUCUCCUGGCAGAACCCCGUCAUCGGCUACUGCCAGGGACUGAACAGGCUGGCGGCCAUUGCUCUGCUGGUCCUCCAGAGUGAGGAGGACGCCUUCUGGUGUCUGGUGGCCGUUGUGGAAGCCAUCAUGCCUCAGGACUACUACACCAAGAACCUGGUGGCCUCUCAGGCGGACCAGCGGGUGCUGAAGGACUUCAUGGUGGAGAAGCUUCCCCGGCUGGCGGCUCACUUCGAGGAUCACAACAUCGACGUGUCGCUCAUCACCUUCAACUGGUUCCUGGUGGUGUUUGUGGAGAGUCUGCCGAGCGACAUCCUGCUGCCGCUGUGGGACGCUUUUCUGUACGAGGGCACAAAGGUGAUCUUCAGAUACGCUCUGGCUCUGUUCAAAUACAAAGAGAACGACAUCCUCAAGAUCCAUGACAGCGUUGAGAUCUACCAGUACCUGCGUUUCUUCACAAAGACCAUCUCCGACAGCAGGAGGCUGACGAGCAUCGCCUUCAGCGACAUGAACCCGUUCCCCCGCCGCCUGCUCAGAAACCGCCGCGCGCUUCACCUGGAGCGCCUGCAGGGGGAGCUACGCGAACUGGAGGAGCAGCAGCGGGAGUUCGUUACGGAGAGCGCCGAACGCAAAGACAAGGAGCUGGACAUCGCAGCGAGCGAAGACGACGACGAACUCUGACCCCAUAGGACGGUUUGACUGAAGCCUCCAGCACGUAGCUCAGCUCAGAUGAUCCAGUUUAGAUUAACGAGUUUAUAUAAAUACGUUGGUUUGUAUGAGCAGGUGAGUUCAUUUAAAUGAAACUACAUGUAAACUCAUCCAACUCAUAUAAACUAGUUUAUAUUACUGUAAAGGUUAAUAUGAAUGAGUGAGGAUAUAUGAACGAGUUUAUAUGAAUAACUAGGUUUAUAUGAACAAGUGAGUUUAUUUAAACAAGUUUACAUGAACAUGUUUUAAUGAAUGAGUUUAUAGGAACCAGUGAGUUUAUAUGAAUAUGUUUAUAGAUACAAGUUUAUAUGAACAUUUGAAAUCAUUCAUAUAAACUUAAAACAAGCUUA
Messenger RNA from Stegastes partitus (bicolor damselfish), 4169 nucleotides. It is a transcript of the gene tbc1d2, whose product is annotated as TBC1 domain family, member 2. NCBI's taxonomy places the organism in Eukaryota, Metazoa, Chordata, Actinopteri, Pomacentridae. The transcript is spliced from 19 exons. The coding region runs from base 259 to 3792 and encodes 1177 amino acids. Gene Ontology annotation, molecular function: GTPase activator activity; small GTPase binding. The record is from RefSeq and is a predicted model, not a curated record. Gene Ontology annotation, biological process: regulation of GTPase activity.